Molecule: messenger RNA, 228 nt
Organism: Penicillium expansum
Lineage: Eukaryota; Fungi; Ascomycota; Eurotiomycetes; Eurotiales; Aspergillaceae
Exons: 1
Coding region: 1-228 (75 amino acids)
Source: RefSeq, a predicted model, not a curated record
AUGUCUGCCCCCUUAUCUGGUCGUCAAUCCCCCUCUCCGGAGCGCCAAACUGGCGCCCAGCAGCAGGAUACUCCCGGAUCCGGCAGGACCAACGUUGGCAAACACCCGGCACCCAAUUUCUCACAGCAAUCAUCGGAAGACUACAAGAACAAUGUCCUCACGAGCAACCCCGAACACCCGCUUGAGAAAAUUCAGGCGGAGAAGUUUGCUAAAGGAGCACAACAUUGA